This is a messenger RNA of Striga hermonthica, 972 nucleotides long. The record is from the annotation of a GenBank genome assembly. Lineage: Eukaryota; Viridiplantae; Streptophyta; Magnoliopsida; Lamiales; Orobanchaceae.
AUGGCCUCUCACAUGUCAACAGACAGCAACAUCAACACCAUGAACACAAAUCCAUCCAGUGUUAUUCAUCCCCAACACCAACUUAUAUCCAUCAAGCUCACAGAUUCAAACUACUUGCUGUGGAAGCAACAAACAUACAGUGCUAUAGUGGGUUAUGGUCUUGAGAACUUCAUUGCUGCAGAUUCUCUUCCUCCACCGAGGUUUCUCUCAUCUGGCAGUGGAGAUCCACCUGCCCUCAACUCCGAGUUUGCCACUUGGGUUAGACAAGACCAACUCCUUAUGUCUUGGCUACUCUCUUCCCUGAAUGAGAACCUACUUAUCAUGAUGGUUGGCAAGACCACAUCUCGUGAGGUAUGGCUUUCCCUAGAGUCUAACUUCUCUGGCCUCUCUAAAGCCAGAUUGAUGCACCACAAACUUCAGCUACAAACCCUAAAGAAGGGAUCUACCUCCAUGAGAGAAUUUUUAGGCAAAGUCAAAGCCUGCUGUGAUGCCCUAGGUGUUGCUGGGGAGCCUGUUUCAGAACAAAACCAUAUUCUCUAUAUACUUGUUGGUUUGGGGAGUGAGUAUAACCCUGCUGUUGUUGCUGUCACUUCAAGAAUUGAACCAUACUCUCUCAAUAAAGUAUAUGUUAUGCUACUCAGCCUUGAGUCUAGACUUGAUAUUACUGUUCAACCUAUAGUGAAUCCUGAUGGCUCCCUGCCUAGUGUCAACCUAGCAAUGAACAACACCUCUACUCCAAGACCUCCCUCUCAUUUCCCUCCCACUACAAACUCAAGAGGAGCCUUCUCUAAUCAAAGGGGCAGAGGGAGAACAAAUAACUACAGAGGGAGAGGUGGUAGAGGCUACAGAAACUCAAAUGCUAGACCUUCAUGCCAACUGUGUGGCCUCAACAAUCACACUGCUGACAGGUGCUAUCACAGAUAUGACAGCACUUAUCCUCCUCCUACCACAAUGCAGGCUCAAACAGCUUAG